Molecule: messenger RNA, 1995 nt
Organism: Sinocyclocheilus grahami
Lineage: Eukaryota; Metazoa; Chordata; Actinopteri; Cypriniformes; Cyprinidae
Product: mothers against decapentaplegic homolog 4-like
Exons: 11
Coding region: 1-1287 (428 amino acids)
Biological process (GO): regulation of transcription by RNA polymerase II; anatomical structure morphogenesis; transforming growth factor beta receptor signaling pathway
Cellular component (GO): heteromeric SMAD protein complex
Molecular function (GO): I-SMAD binding; RNA polymerase II cis-regulatory region sequence-specific DNA binding; DNA-binding transcription factor activity, RNA polymerase II-specific
Source: RefSeq, a predicted model, not a curated record
AUGGGACGAACGCAUCUACAUCUUGGAUGGCCUGAGGGGGUGGCCGGUCGCAAAGGAUUUCCUCAUGUCAUAUACGCACGGCUGUGGCGAUGGCCAGACCUGCACAAGAACGAGCUGAAACACGUGAAAUACUGCCAGUUUGCCUUUGACCUGAAAUAUGACAGCGUGUGUGUGAACCCGUACCACUACGAGAGGGUCGUGUCUCCAAGCAUCGAUCUGUCUGUUCUGACUCUGGGCGGCCCAGGUCCGAGUGUAGAUCCCCUGGUGAAGGAUGAGUUCGAUGCUCAGCCGUCUCAUUCUGCUGCUGAUGGACACACACUGCACACUGCCUCUUCCUCUGCCCCGCCUGAUGCUUUCAACAGCCCAGCUGACUCCGCAAGCUCCGCCUCCACUUCCGCAUUCACCAGUAUGGCUGCCGGGCCAACCAAUGCCCCCAGCUCAUGGCCUGGAGGAAGCAGUUUUCCUCCCAGCAUCCCUCAUCAGAACGGCCACCUGCAGCACCACCCUCCUCUUCCUCACAUGGGCCAGUACUGGUCAGUCCAUAAUGAGCUGGCGUUUCAGCCGCCCUUAUCCACCCAUCCAGCUCCAGAUUGCUGGUGCUCGAUUGCGUACUUUGAGAUGGACAUUCAGGCGGGUGAGACGUUUAAGGUGCCGUCUAACUGUCCCGUCGUAACGGUGGACGGUUAUGUUGACCCGUCAGGGGGAGAUCGCUUCUGCCUCGGCCAGCUGAGUAACGUACAUCGCACAGAGGCCAUCGAGAGAGCCAGGCUUCACAUCGGUAAAGGUGUUCAGCUGGAGUGUAAAGGCGAGGGUGACGUGUGGGUGCGCUGUCUCAGUGACCACGCUGUGUUUGUCCAGAGCUAUUAUCUGGACCGCGAGGCUGGACGAGCUCCAGGUGACGCCGUCCACAAGAUUUACCCCAGUGCCUACAUCAAGGUGUUUGAUCUGCGUCAGUGUCAUCGGCAGAUGCAGCAGCAGGCGGCGACGGCUCAGGCUGCGGUGGCUGCGCAGGCGGCUGCGGUGGCGGGAAACAUCCCAGGCCCGGGUUCGGUGGGAGGCAUCGCCCCUGCUAUCAGUCUGUCUGCCGCGGCAGGCAUCGGCGUGGACGACCUGCGGCGUCUCUGCAUUCUGCGCAUGAGUUUCGUGAAGGGCUGGGGUCCCGAUUACCCUCGCCAGAACAUCAAGGAGACCCCGUGCUGGAUAGAAAUUAAUUUGCACCGCGCUCUGCAGCUCUUGGAUGAGGUUCUGCACACCAUGCCUAUAGCCGACCCGCAACCUCUGGACUGAUGCUUGAACAUUUAACCUUCAACAUUAUUACAGUGCACAUAGCUCAAAAUGACUCCGCUGACCUUUGACCUUAGCCACGAACGUCUUGACUGAUUUGUUACGCCGUCUGGCAAAACGUUGAAAACCAGCAAUACUACAAAACAACACUAACUAUCUAUCCAACAGGACUGUUCAUCAAACCAGUAAAAUCACCCUUUUUUGAGACCUUGACUUUUGAAUUUCAAACUGUAGAGACUUCAUAUUGCAUUUAAUCCAGUGUUAGUCAGACGUGUACGGUGGCCACAUACACACUGCAGUGAAAAACAGAUGUCACUGCUCUUCAGAGUUUGAUGUUCUGUGCACAUGAUCAUUCACACAUCAAAGAUGAACCUUGCGCAAAUCAUCCGAAAAAAAUCGAAUGCAAUAGUUUUAUGACUAAUUUACUAAGAAAUGUAUCUUUCGUUGUAGUUCGUAAAACCAAAAAUUCCAUAUUACGUAAAUUGUUGCAUUCAUUAACGAUUAUGUAAAAAAAUUAUGUAAAUAAUUGCAUUAAAUUGAAUGCAGGUAAUUUAGGUAACAAUGGUUUUGUGGCUUAUGGAUUAUGUAAUUUGCAUUGAUUUGAACGCAACAAUUUACACAAUCCAGAAAUUGCAAAACCAUUCUUUUUGUAUACUACCGUUCAAAAGAUUUCUUGAACGGCAAAUCAGCAUAUUCCAAUGAUUUCUGAAG